AAUAUUCAAAUUUUGAAUAUUCAUAUUUCGAAUAUUAAUAUUUUAUUAAUAAAUAUACAGUGCAAUAUAAUAACGAAUGUUUAUGUUGAAUUAAACCUUUAAUAACAAUUAAAAAAAAAUUUUUUUUUGUAAUUUUUUAAAAAUGUUGGCGUUAAUUUUGUGUGCUGUGUCGUGUUUUCUGUAUGCGUGGUACCAAUGGGAGAGUAAUUAUCGUCGGCUGAAGAGUUAUAAACUGCCCCCUAUGUACCCUGGAGUGCUGCCUAUCAUCGGCCACGCGCAUUUGCUCAUUGGAAAUACUACACGACUAUGGACUAUGGUACAGAGAAUGGCUAAAGAAGCGUUGGCGAAUGGUGGAGUCAUAUCUGGUUUUAUUGGAAAAGAUCUCUAUUACAUUAUUGCUGACCCAGAGGACAGCGUAACCGCAGCUAAUGCCUGCCUGCACAAACACUUCGCUUAUGACUUCGGAAAGCCAUGGAUGGGAGAAGGACUUGUAUUGGCUUCAGGCCCCACAUGGAAGAGACAUCGCAAGCUUCUGAACCCAGCGUUCAGUCUUCAGGUGCUGCACAGCUUCUUAGGAGUGUUCAAUAUUCAAGCUAGACGUCAGGUCAAGCAUUUCGAAGCUGAAGUCGGCCAUGGGAAAUUCGACCAUCUUGCCUCGCUGAAACACAUUGCUUUGGAAACAGUAUGCUUAACAGCCUUCGGAAUAACAGCAGACGAAGACAAAGAUUUCAACAAGCUGUACAUGGCAGCCGUCGACCAGAUCCUGAACAUAAUUGCGAUGCGGUUCUCCAACUUCUGGCUGCAGAGCGACCUGAUCUACAGCUUCACAGAGCUCAGGAAGAAGCAGGAUGAGGUGGUCAAAGUGCUGAAUGCUAUGUCUACUGCUGUCAUUAAAAGGAAAAAAGAACAAAUGCAAAGCCUGCCCAGAGAAGAAUGGGAAGCACAACGUCAACGCACAGGUAUCAAAUGCAAAGCCCUGAUGGACCUUCUACUGGAAUUGGCAGAAGAGAACACUCUCACGGACAAGGAGAUCAGGGAAGAAGUAGACACCGCUAUCGUAGCCUCAUAUGACACUACUUCUUGCUUGCUCGCUUACAUCAUGAUGAUGUUGGGAACUUACCCUGAGGCACAAGAGAAGAUGUACCAAGAAUUAGAAGAAAUAUUCGAAGGCACCGACCGUGACGUCACAAAGGAUGACCUGCCGAGAAUGGUGUACACUGACGCUGUGAUCAAGGAGACUCUAAGACUGAUCCCUACUGGCCCUGUAGGACUACGAUAUGUCGACAAAGAUGUUCAAUUGAAAAACUUCACGAUGCGCGCUGGCAGUCAAUGUGCGCUGUUGAUCUACGGCAUCCACUACCAUGAGAGCUGGGGUCCAGACGUGAGGGAGUUCAAACCUGAGCGCUGGUUGGACCCCAACAACGCCCCCAACCCUAACAUGUUUGCUGGUUUCAGUAUUGGAAAGAGAGCUUGCAUGGGAAGGACAUUCGCAACGUUAUCGAUGAAGACCACACUGUCCCACGUACUGCGACGGUUUAAGAUCAAAGCUGACAUCAAUGACCUGAAGCUGAAGAUAGACUUCUUGCUAAAACCCGUCUCAGGAUCCCUCGUCAGUUUAGAAAGGAGAAAUUAGUCUUAAAAUUACAAUCAAUCGAUGCUUUAAAUUAUAUUAAACAUUUAGAUUUACGUAGUUAAUUUUAAGUUUAUGUUAAGUAAAUAUUGAACUAGUGGUCAAAUAUUAGAUUAUAUGUCGGCUAACAUAAAUUAUAAUAAGUAAAUAGAAAUUAUACUAUUGUAAGUGUUCGUUGAUAUUAAUGAAUAUGUAUAAUUUCAAGGAAUUUUCUUGUCUCAUUGUAUAAAAAGCAUUAUUAGAUACAUUACAUUUUUUAAUUCACAACUUGAACUAGACUGAUGUCUUCAAAAGUACAACGGCGUCAUCUGCUUUGAUAAAAAUGUAUUUGUGUUUUACGCGAAAUACGUUAUCAUAAGCACACAAUAAGAUAUCCUUUGGUUUGAUGCAGUUCAGUCGAAUGAACUGUGUAUUUCCAAUAAAAAAUCUUAAUCAUGAAAAACUGUAAAACUUUUCAUAAAAUAUGACUAUGAAUAUGAUCACUCAAAAUUAUCUACA
This is a messenger RNA of Spodoptera frugiperda (fall armyworm), 2128 nucleotides long. RefSeq names its product cytochrome P450 4C1-like. The record is from RefSeq and is a predicted model, not a curated record. The coding region runs from base 143 to 1633 and encodes 496 amino acids. NCBI's taxonomy places the organism in Eukaryota, Metazoa, Arthropoda, Insecta, Lepidoptera, Noctuidae. The transcript is spliced from 10 exons. Gene Ontology annotation, molecular function: heme binding; iron ion binding; oxidoreductase activity, acting on paired donors, with incorporation or reduction of molecular oxygen.